GAGGAGGAGGAGGAGGCGGCGGUGGUGCAGAUCCGCCUGGGCGACCGGUGCUUCCCGGUGGGCAAGAGGAAGCUGCUGGAGCAGAGCGACUACUUCCGCGCGCUCUACCGCUCGGGGAUGCGCGAAGCGGCGGCGGAGGUGCAGGAGCUGCGCGGGGGUCUGCGCGCGCGGGGCCUGGAGCUGGUGCUGGACUUCAUCAGCACGUCUCGCCUGGCGGGCCUGGAGCGGGACGGCGGCGAGGGGGAAGCGGCGCGGCUGGAGGCGCUGGUGGAGGCCGCCUGCUACUUGCAGGUUACCCCGCUGCUGCGCCAGCUGCCCUCGCAGGUGACGCUGCCCAACUGCCUGCAGCUGCACCACCUGGCGCAGGUGUACGGGCUGCAGGAGCUGCAGGCCGCCUGCGUCGCCUUCAUGGCGGCCCGCUUCCACCAGGUGCUCCGCAGGCCCGAGGCGCGGCUCCCCCUGCUGCUGCCCGGCGCCCUGAGGCAGCAAUUGCGGGAAAGGCGCGCGGAAGGCGCGGCCUCCUUGGUGGCGCUGGGCCACUUCGCGGGAGCCUCUUCCGCGGGGCGGCCUUCGCACGAAGAAGACGCGCCCGGCUCCAUGCGCAGGUACGACGAGGGCGCCCGCAGGUGGCUCCCGCUGCCCGGCCACCCGCCUCCGGAGCUGGCCAACGUGCGCGGCUACGGCUCGGCCGUGCUGGACAACUACCUGUUCCUCGUGGGCGGCUACAGGCUCAGCAGCCAGGAGAUAGCGGCCGCUCACUGCUACAACCCCUGCCUGAAUGAGUGGAGCCCCCUGGCCUCGAUGAACCAGAAAAGGUCUAAUUUCAAGUUGUUGGCUGUUAGUGGGAAGUUGUAUGCCAUUGGUGGGCAAUUCCUCUCCAAUGUUGAGUGUUACAGCCCAGAGCAUGACUGGUGGAACUUUGCAGCAUCCUUACCAACCCCCCUUGCAGAAUUCUCAGCAUGUGAGUGCCAGGGCAAGAUCUAUGUCAUGGGAGGCUACACUACAAGAGACCGGAACUUGAAUAUCUUGCAGUACUGUCCCAGCUCUGACAACUGGACCACCUUUGAAUUGUGUGACAUCCAUAUCCGCAAGCAGCAGAUGCUAUCAGUGGAGGAAACUAUCUAUAUUGUUGGAGGCUGCAUCCACGAACUGGGAUCAAAAAAAAAAUCUAGCCAGAAUGAGGACAUGUUAACAGUACAAUCUUAUAACACUGCCACCAGAGAAUGGCUCUACCUCAAAGAAAACACGUCAAAAUCCGGUCUUAAUUUGACUUGUACACUACACAAUGAUGGGAUCUAUAUACUGACCAGAGAUGUAUCAUUGUCAACAAGCUUGGAGCACAGAGUUUUUCUAAAGUAUAAUAUAUUUUCAGACAGUUGGGAAUCUGUUAGGCACUUCCCAACCUUUGGACAAAACAUGUUGGUCUGUUCUAUGUAUUUGCCAAAUCUGAUGUGAAUGUAAACUGCAAUUUUAUUUUCAUUAAUUGUUGAAUAAGAACUUUAUUUAUCCUAGUUACCAUCUUUUCCAAACGGAGCACAAGUUGUUUAUAUUCAAUAAAUAGUUAUAAAAAUUAUUUUA
Molecule: messenger RNA, 1578 nt
Organism: Lacerta agilis (Sand lizard)
Lineage: Eukaryota; Metazoa; Chordata; Lepidosauria; Squamata; Lacertidae
Gene: KLHL42
Product: kelch like family member 42
Exons: 3
Molecular function (GO): protein binding
Source: RefSeq, a predicted model, not a curated record